GUCUCAUCGUAGCGGACAGAUACGACGAUUAGUGUUGUUAAACGUCUAAACAGUCGGAUUUUUCAAAUACAAACUGUGGAUACCAAAUGUGUAAUGAUCUACACACGCCAACAUGGACAGUGAUCUGAGCCCACAAGACAAGAAGGACCUCGACAAAUUCAUCAAAUUCUUCGCCUUGAAGACCGUGCAGGUCAUCGUACAAGCUCGCCUGGGAGAGAAAAUAUGUACGCGCUCAUCAUCUUCACCCACCGGCUCUGACUGGUUCAAUCUAGCAAUUAAGGACAUCCCCGAAGUUACACAUGAAGCCAAAAAAGCGUUGGCUGGACAGUUGCCCAGUAUUGGGCGGUCCAUGUGUGUGGAAAUCUCACUCAAGACUUCAGAGGGGGAUUCCAUGGAACUAGAAACAUGGUGUCUGGAAAUGAAUGAAAAGUGUGACAGAGACAUUAAAGUCUCCUACACUGUCUACAAUCGCCUGUCACUGCUCCUGAAGUCAUUGCUGGCCAUCACAAGAGUGACACCAGCAUAUAAACUGUCUCGGAAGCAAGGCCAUGAUUAUGUCAUUCUGUACAGGAUAUACUUUGGAGAGGUGCAGUUGGCAGGACUUGGAGAAGGCUUCCAGACAAACCGUGUGGGCGUUGUGGGCACCCCCAUUGGCACCAUCACCCUGUCCUGUGCCUACCGCACCAACCUGGCCUUUAUGUCCACAAGGUGCAGAGACUCGCAGUUUGAGAGGACGGCUCCCAUCAUGGGUAUCAUCAUAGACCACUUUGUGGAGCGCCCCUUUGGGGCCAUGGGCCACAUGCACCCCUGCAACUACAGGGCUCCUGGUGAGGAGGAGGGUGGUGUCUAUGGCGGGGUGGAGGACUCCCAGGAGGUCUGCACCACCUCCUUCUCCACAUCGCCUCCCUCACAGUGUUUGCUCACUGUAAGUAAGGCCCAUUUAAAGACGCCUAAGCCCGUACUGAUCGACACUCUGAAGGUACCGGUGAUGGGUUUGGCCUACUCGCAUCAACUCUACAGCUCCCGUCUGUCCUAUCAGACUCCUCCUCUGGGGGCCAAUGACAUGUGUCACCCUGCCACCUGCGGCGCUGCCCAUCCGCACCAGAUGACAGUAGGUGGGAAGGAGGGUGGUGUCCCUAUACCUGCUCAGCCAUAUCAUGGAGCGCAGGCAGAGCAUGGCAGAAUGGCCUCGUGCCCCCCUCACGACCCGGCACACCACAUCCCCGCCACCCCGUCAAGCAGUGGGGAGGAUGCAGAGACGUGCUCGAGGAGUGGCGACCUGAAGAGUGCCUCUCCAUCAGACCCCCUGGAGACCACCUUCACUCGCAAAGUUGGAGCUUUUGUCAAUAAGCCCACUACACAGGUCACAACUGCAAGUCUGGACUUGCCAUUUGCAGCUUUUGCACCCCGUGCCAGUGACCUGGAGGAGAAUGACCCCAUGGUACAUCCACCGGUGUCCCCGACCACGUCGUCUCCACUGCAGGGUAGUCUGCACUCCCAGGGCUCCAGUGAGCCGGGCGAGCAGGCCCAGGAGGACUUCGUCAUGGUGGACUUUAAGCCAGCCUUCUCCAAGGAUGACCUUCUGCCCAUGGACUUGGGGACAUUUUACAGGGAGUUCCAGAACCCACCCCAGCUGGCCAGUCUCUCCAUAGACGUCAGUGCACAAUCCAUGGCUGAAGAUCUGGACUCACUUCCAGAGAAGUUGGCCAUCUACGAGAAGAAUAUUGAUGAAUUUGAUGCAUUCGUGGAAACUCUACAGUAGGAUGACCAUAGUUCUCGACCGCUCCUUUCCCAAAUCUGCCACAAAAAAAAACAACCUUCAUUUCUGAACCGUGUGGUAGGGUGAACUUGAGAGAAUUUCUUUGUCAGGUAAUCCAAGUUCUGCAACUGAGCAUCUUACUAUUUACUAUACACCUGUAGAUAAUUCUGGAAAAAUAAUGGAAACGGUGAGGACUCAAGGACUUUGAAAAUGAAAGUGUAAUGCUCUGAUUCCUCUUGUGGGCAACUGGUGUCCAAGAUUGUAACUGGUACCAUUUAUGUCACUUAUCUGGCAAUCUUAAACAAUAUUUGGACAGAUGUAUUCACCCUCUCAGAUAUCUUGUGAAAUAUAUAUGGGAAAUAUUCAUUCAAUGCACUAAACAUCAUUGCAAAGCCAGCCAUAGACUAGGCUAUUUAUUGUACUCACUCACACACACACACACACACACACACACACACACACACACACACACACACACACACACACACACACACACACACACACACACACACACACACACACACACACACACACACACACACACAAUAUGGUAUGACUAUCUGUCCACAACUUCACUUCAUGCCUAAACAAAAAAAGACACUAGUGUACACUGCAAGGAGCUUUCUGUGAUUGUCUAACUUGCUUUUGUAAUCAAAGACAAAGAUACUGAAGGUGUUUUUACGUUUUGUGUGUUUUUGUAUUCAAUCAGAAUAAUUUAAGAAGGAAGGGAAAUCACAAAUGUCUGUCGUAUUCACUUCUACAACUGAUGUAAAUCUUCCUCAGCCAUCUGAUGCUAUUUAGAAAGCAUCUCUGUCUUCAUGUCUUCAGGCAUUAUCCUAAUUUUGCUUUCUGAAACGUGUUUAUCUACGUCCCUCUGCUCUCACUUGCCUUGUUAAUAUAGCAUGUACAUGUUGUGUAAUAAAUUGUUUUAUUUCA
This is a messenger RNA of Engraulis encrasicolus (European anchovy), 2695 nucleotides long. It is a transcript of the gene atg13, whose product is annotated as ATG13 autophagy related 13 homolog (S. cerevisiae). The transcript has 18 exons. Gene Ontology annotation, biological process: mitophagy; piecemeal microautophagy of the nucleus; protein localization to phagophore assembly site. Gene Ontology annotation, cellular component: Atg1/ULK1 kinase complex; cytosol; phagophore assembly site. The record is from RefSeq and is a predicted model, not a curated record. Lineage: Eukaryota; Metazoa; Chordata; Actinopteri; Clupeiformes; Engraulidae. The coding region runs from base 113 to 1762 and encodes 549 amino acids.